CUGAUACGGUCCAGACAUAAGGACAUAAGGCGCACCAACGCCCAGUUCACCCACUGGGUUGGGAACGGCGACUUCAUCAAGCACUCCAACGCUGACAUCGCUCUGAUCCGCAUCCCGCACGUCGACUUCUGGCACAUGGUCAACAAGGUGGAGCUGCCCAGCUACAACGAUCGCUACAACGACUACAACGAAAGGUGGGCCGUGGCCUGCGGCUGGGGCGGCACCUACGAUGGCUCCCCUCUGCCCGACUACAUGCAGUGCGUCGACCUCCAGAUCAUGCACAACUCCGAGUGCCAGGGCUACUAUGGCAGCGGUACCGUCGGUGAUAACAUCAUCUGCGUGAGGACCCCCGAUGGCAAGUCUACCUGCGGCGGCGACUCCGGCGGCCCCCUGGUCACACACGACGGUACCAAGCUGGUAGGUGUCACCAACUUCGGCUCCUCUGCUGGCUGCCAGUCGGGUGCUCCUGCUGGUUUCCAGCGGGUUACCUACCACCUGGACUGGAUCCGCGACCACACCGGUAUUGCUUACUAA
Molecule: messenger RNA, 534 nt
Organism: Drosophila ananassae
Lineage: Eukaryota; Metazoa; Arthropoda; Insecta; Diptera; Drosophilidae
Product: serine protease 1
Exons: 1
Biological process (GO): proteolysis
Molecular function (GO): serine-type endopeptidase activity
Source: RefSeq, a predicted model, not a curated record